AUGGCUUCUGUAGAAAUAUACUACUUAUCAUUGACAAUUUUUCUUGCAUAUGGUUAUGAUAAUGUGGCUUUGAAUAAACCAACAUGGCAAUCAAAUCAGUACAAUGUAGGGGACAGUACAUUCGAUUCCAGUAAUGCUGUAGAUGGACAGAAAUCUGACCUCAGUGCGUGGGGAGGACAUUGCACUGUAUCAGCUGAUUAUCAGAGAACUGCUACCUGGUGGGUAAACCUGCAGUCAAUCUACAGCAUUCGUAACAUAAGGAUUUAUUACAGGACAGAUAAUGCUGCAUGGGAUUCGUCUAAUGGCUACACAGCAAGAUUUCUAGGGUUUUCUGUUUAUGUGUCAAACACAACAGAGAGACUAAAUGGUCAUUUAUGUUUCCGUGACACAAAUUAUGACAAUUCUACAAUUCCUGCCGUUGCCAAUAUAACAUGCCCAGUUCAUGGACAAUAUGUCAUCUACUAUAACGAAAGACUUUCAAAUGUUACAUAUCCAGAUGGCUAUUCCAAUUACGCACAUAAUGAGCUCUGUGAGGUUGAAGUUUACGAUAUGUUGUUUACUGAUGGAUACUACGGACCUAACUGUUCCCUCCCCUGUCCUGACAAGUGCCGUUACUGUCACGUAGAGACUGGAGUGUGCUCCUGGUGUAAACCUGGAUAUCAGGGAUAUCAGUGUGAAAAUGAAUGUGAUGAUGGCAGAUAUGGGCAGGACUGUGGAGAGAGAUGUGGAGCCUGCCUGGGAUAUAAACAAUGUCAUCACAUCAAUGGGUCUUGUCCCGAGGGCUGUGAUACUGGGUAUAAAGGAAACUUUUGUACAACAGGUAAUUUGCCUCGUAAUAAUGAAAUGAAUGUUCAUUUGGAAAGUUUGGGAAUAACUGUGAACAAGAUUGUAAUGACAACUGCGGAGUACCCAAUAGAUGUAACAGAACGACCGGGGAAUGUGUGGGCGGAUGCCAGAUUGGAUUUGAGGGACUUCAAUGCAGAAAUAAAUGUUCCAGUAAUAAAUAUGGCGUUAACUGUAGCCAGCCCUGUGGUAAAUGUCAUCCGUCGUCAUCCUGUCACCACAUCAAUGGUUCUUGUUCAGCUGGAUGUGGAAAAGGUUACCAAGGAACAUAUUGUUUACAAGUUCACCACAGGGACAAAUGAAGUAAACAAUCAAGUAUCAAUUAUUGGAGGGAUUGCUGGGGCUUUUAUUGCCUUCCUUGUAAUUCUGAUCGUGGUGCUGGUAUUGAGAAGGUAA
Messenger RNA from Saccostrea echinata, 1239 nucleotides. RefSeq lists its product as uncharacterized. Bases 1 to 1239 code for a protein of 412 amino acids. Gene Ontology annotation, molecular function: scavenger receptor activity. Lineage: Eukaryota; Metazoa; Mollusca; Bivalvia; Ostreida; Ostreidae. The transcript is spliced from 8 exons. The record is from RefSeq and is a predicted model, not a curated record.